Molecule: messenger RNA, 4401 nt
Organism: Thrips palmi
Lineage: Eukaryota; Metazoa; Arthropoda; Insecta; Thysanoptera; Thripidae
Gene: Dis3l2
Product: DIS3-like exonuclease 2
Exons: 9
Coding region: 165-3005 (946 amino acids)
Biological process (GO): miRNA catabolic process; mRNA catabolic process
Cellular component (GO): P-body; exosome (RNase complex)
Molecular function (GO): 3'-5'-RNA exonuclease activity; RNA binding
Source: RefSeq, a predicted model, not a curated record
UUAGACUCAGUCGACUAUAGGGUUGUAGCUGUCACAAAUUUCACAAGUUUUCGAUAAAUUUGUACGAAUUGUUGCUGACGUUAGCCUCGCGAUUUUGUUUAUUCAGUUUGCUAAUAUUACAAUUUCAUGCCUCUAUAUUCGUCCGAUUGAUUCGAGGGAGCAGAAUGAUGGACGUUGAUACGAACGACGAGCCAAAAUCUGGUAAUGAUGCAGGUGCGAUUGGCGAAAAUGUUGAAUUGGAGAAUUUACAGGCUCAACCCACCGCUAAAAAAAGAAACAGGAGGAAAGAAAGGUCGCGGAAGAAAAAGCCAGAUUUAGAGACCGAUCAGUCAGCGGCUAUUGCUACCCAGAUGGAAGCUGUACGAUUAGAUAGCGCAUCACCUCAAAAUGGGGUUCCUGAAUUAAGGAAGGGAUCGGAAGGUUCAGCAGCUAGAAAUUUAGACGGAGGGGAAAACAGCUCCUCAAAGCUUGUGUCAUCAGCAAAGAAAAAGGCCAAAAGGAGAAAAAAUGUUGCCUUAUCUUCCAUUGAGAAACUUUCCAUUAUCAAUGGUACACCUUCAGUUUCUGUGUCAAAUGGCAACUCUAAUCUUGGUAGAGGACUGCUCACAUCCUCUAUGACGAAUGUUGAGCUUCCAGAAUUAAAGGCCUCCAAUUCAAUGCAAGGAGGACCUCUCUCUAAUGGGCCAACAAACCAUAAAAGUGCCAAACACCGCAAUUCUCCAGAUCCUGGGCAGUUACGUGAUCAACUAGACACCCGCAGGGGUUCCAAAAAUCAACUCCCCCGAAAUCGCCAGCGGACAUCUGAUCAGCAAAGGCCUCAUGGUGCAGCAAAGAAUAAGCAAGACCAUGGAGGCUCUAGAAACAAAACAUUUCAAAGAAAGCAUGAUCAUAUUCUAGAUGAGAAUAAAUUUGAGCCUCAUUUGCAAAGGGAGCUUGUUCAAGUGAUGUUGAAAGAGCAACAGACUGUCGUCAAAGGAUUUAUUCGUAUAAAUCAAAGAAAUUAUCGAGAGGCAUACAUAAGUAACCCUGAUGGCACCAAAGAUAUUUUGAUUGAUGGAGUGAAAGAUAGAAAUCGUGCAUUUGAAGGGGAUGAAGUGGUUGUUCUCAUUUUACCUCAAAGCACCUGGAAACAGCAUGAAGGUGCGCUUCAGAAAGUUGGUAAAGUGAUUCACAUAUGGACCCCUGUUCAUCAUAGACAAGCUGUUGGGAAUCUGAAGAGAUUGCAAGAUGGAAACUCACGACAGGUUCUUUUUUCUCCACGAGAUUCACGCAUACCUCGAAUGCGCAUUCCCAUCAAAGAGUGUCCUUACAAGCCAAAUGAAUGGGAAAAUUGUUUGUUCCAAGCUCGUAUCACAGAGUGGGAAGAUGUUCGUUUUGCCGUGGGACGCUUGGUUGGGGACUCCGUUGGAGCGGAAGGGGAUAUAGAAGCAGAGACCCGAGCUCUUUUGCUUGACAAUGAAAUCAAUUGGAUGCCCUAUGAGGAGAAAUUGUUCAAAUAUUUUCCAUCUACCCCAUUUACCCCAGCUGAAAGUGAUCUGGUUGGAAGGGAGGACCUAAGGAAACGCUGUAUCUUCACCAUUGAUCCGCUUACAGCAAGGGACCUCGAUGAUGCAGUUUCUUGUGAAAAGCUCAAAAAUGGUAAUUUUAAAGUUGGGGUUCACAUAUCAGAUGUUUCAUUUUUCCUUAAAGAAGGAACUGCAUUAGACAAAGAAGUUGCCAAAAGGGCCACCACUACCUAUCUUGUACAGAGGGCCUAUCAUAUGCUCCCUAGACAAUUGACAAUGAUGUGCUCUCUUCUUCCUGGUGAAGACAAGUUAGCUUUUUCAGUCUUUUGGGAAAUCACACCAAAGGCUGAAGUGGUUUCUCACUAUUUUACACGCUCUGUCAUAAAUUCCUGUGCCCAAUUAGCUUAUGAACAUGCUCAGAUUAUGAUUGAUGAGCCUGAUCACAAUUGGACAGAAGGGGAACUUCCCCAAAUUUUUGGCGGGUGGACUGUAGAGGAUCUGAAGGAAGUUGUCUUGUCUCUGCAGUCACUAGCUGCCAUCAUGCGUCAGGAGAGAUUUGACUCGGGUGCCCUUCGUGUUGAUCAACCUAAAGUAGUAUUUCGUCUGAAUGAGUCCGGAGAACCCAUUUCCUAUGCUACUUAUGCCAACAAAGAGAGUCACAGACUGAUUGAGGAGUUCAUGCUUCUGGCAAAUAUGACUGUUGCAACAGAUCUACAGAAUAAAUUUCCGCGCUUGGCUUUCUUACGGUGCCAUGAAGAGCCCCAACCCGAUUUGCUGAAAAAGCUCAUUGAACUAGUGGAAAAGUUUGGAAUUGUUCUUGAUGGAUCAUCUGCUGGGUCUCUCCACAAAUCCAUUCAGGGAUAUUCAACCGACAACAGAACUCGCUUUUUGGCUCUAAACAGUCUCUGUUCUAGGCCCAUGGUCAGAGCAAGGUAUUUCUGUGCUGCCAACAUCCAUGAUGUGAAAUACAUGCGACAUUACGCUCUGAAUGUGCCCCUCUAUACCCAUUUCACAUCCCCAAUCAGAAGAUAUGCUGAUGUAAUGGUCCACCGCCUCUUAUCUUCACUGUUGGGUUACUGUAAUGAACCAAACUGGACUGUUGAUUAUGUUAACACUAUUGCUGCAACCUGCAACAAAAUGAAAUUUUGUGCCAAGAAGGCGGGUGAACAAAGUUCGGAGUUGUUUUUUGCCAUAUGGGUAAGGAACCAUGGCCCUGUUGAAGAGGAAGUAAUUGUUAUUGAUGUCAAAGAUCACUCUUUUGAUGCCUUGGUUUCUUCAACUGGAACCAACAUUCGUGUUUACACUAAUAAAUUGGCUGCAAGUGUAGAGUUUGAUAAUUCCGUUAUACCACAACUUUGUAUUAAAUGGGCCGUCUCUGAAAAUGGCUCCAAAUUGACUCAUCAAGUGAUCACCAUGUUUAGUGUUGUUCGUGUUUCCCUUCGGUGCUCUAACACUAAUCUCCUGAAGGUGGAGGCAUCAUUAAUUCCUCCAGGGUUUUAAGUACGGAGACCAAAUAUUACCAUCCUCAAUGUGAUAGAUCAUGUAUUUUUAUUUUGCUUUUAGAAUAUUUUUGUCAUUGUACUUAAAUAUUAUGGCCAUGUAUAGUAAAGGUUUUGGCGGUUUUGGCUCAAAAAGUUUUAAUUUAAAAAAAAAUUCAGCAUGUUAAAUUUUUUGCCUGUUUUCCUGAAUGAUUUUCUCAAAUUGUUACUAAUUUAAGUCAUUUCAAACACCUUGGUGUCCAUACUUGUGUCAAAUGUUGAAUUUCAAAUUCCUCCAUUUCAUAGUACACAUCUUGAGAACUCUUUUAAUUUUUCAAGUGGUCUUCUCCCUCUCAACCUAUUUCCUAAAGUUAUGAAAUUUUUGUAAUAAAACCCUCUACUUUUUUCUGUUUUGUUUUUCCCAUUAGAGAAUAAUUUCAUCUUCAGACUUAUGGGCCAACAGUGAUACAGAAGUGAUUCCUAUUACCAUGCCCCUGGACUACAUAUGUGAUUUUACAUGCUUGUGAUGUAUUUCCUGUUUCUUCUUUCUUUUUAAUAGCUUGGUCCCUAGUCCUGUGUUAUUCUGGUGGUAUCCUCUGUGAUCAUGUUGAUCUCAUGAUUAAAUUUCAUUUGUCUACGGAAUUUAUUUAUGUGAUAUCAUUCACGUUAUUUAAAGGGUGGUUAAGGUUGUGUUAAAAUUAAUAUAGUUGUAAAUAGUCAUUUUUGAUUGAAGUUUCAAGAGUAACUGAUCAUUUCAAUCCUAUCUUUUUCCUAUUAUUAGCCAAUAACUUGGUUAUUUUUUGUUUGUUUGUAAAUUUAGUCUAUGUUGUUAUGAAUGAAUGAAUGAAUUUUUCUUGUUAAUGGAAAAGACUGCCAGUACUGUAACAUGUAAUUAUCCCCUAUUGGAUAUUUUCUUCACUGCCAAGUUUACAAUGGCCAUCAGUGUACACAAGUGCUCUCGGGAGUGGAAAAUGAUUUUGUUCCCUCACAUUUAUUUGUUCUUGUGUCAAAUGUGUAGUGCGAUAUUGGUGAUGUACUCCUUUAAUACUUAUUAGAUCAAUGGCUUCUUAUUUGAACAAUCUGUGUCUCUGUUUCAUUAUCAAAUUUCACAUUUAUUGUGGCUUGCUGCUUCUGUAUUUGGUAUGAUUUCUAUCCAGAAGUGCUGUACAUUUUAAGUUCGUUUUAUUUUCAUGACGGUGUGCUUUGUAAGACUAAUCACGAUAAGAUAUACAAAAUGCUUAUAAUGUUGGAAUCAUAUGCCUCAGUCUCUAACUUGAUUUGAAACUGCUCUAGUCCUUUUUUAGGGUAGAUAUGUUUGCAACUGAGACACAGGGCCUGUUGAAACCCUUUUGUUAUUGCCCUUUUUUGACAAGAAACAAUAAUUUGUGUCCUUUUUUAAAUAAACUUUUCAAAACAAA